AUGGCCGCAACAUUGCGACAGAUCCCAGAGUGCAAGGAGGGCGCCUCGGCAGAGAUCAGAAGCUACGACGACUGGAUGCAGUGGGCUGCGCGACUGCCGACGGCGCAAGGAAUUCCGAAGAUUGUGAUGCAGGCAUGGGUCACUGAUAGUGUCCCAGGUGCCGUCACUGGCCAUAGGAAAGGGCAUGGAGAAGGCGGCUUCGGUCCGCGGUGCUCGGUGCUGGAGAUGCAGUGGCGUCGACAGUGUCCGGAGCACACGUACGUCUGGCUGACGGAGGCGAGUGCGCGCAAAUUUCUGCAGGCUCGGCGGAGCAGGGCGCUCGCAGCUUUCGAAGCUCUGCGACCUGGCGCAUUCAAGUCCGACUUGCUUCGCUACGCCUGGCUCGCAGAGCAUGGUGGCAUCUACUUGGAUAGCGACGCAGCGCCGACAGCUUCGAUGGCAGGGAUCCACGUUACCAACAUCUCGCUUGUGGUCGCACGCGACAACCGGCUGGGAUUCUUCUUGCAGAACAACUUCAUCGCCGCUGCGCCGCGACAUCCGGUCAUGGAGCUGGCUCUCGAGAUUGCUGUGUCGCAAGUCGAGCGGCGAGCAACGCGCGCCGUCACGAUCAUAGCGAACGGACACGCCUUUUUUGACGCCUUCGACUUCCAUACGAUUGACUACAACUACGGUGCAGCGCAGUAUGUCACGCGUGACGAUGCAUUUGCAACGCGUCUAGUGGACUCCUCAGGGCCGUCAAGCCCACCUGCUGAAUCGUGGGCAGUGGUACGCAUUGAAGACUUCCUCGGUGCUCCAUCACGCACCACGGCGCCACGCAAGCGCAAGUCGGUCAAGCUAAUCUCUAAGCGCAGCUGGAACAGAUUCCUAGUUGCCUUGAGCGUCACGCAUGUGCCCUUCGGCUGUGGCGUGUGGCCCGCCUUUUGGAGCCUCGGCACAGGGGUGCAAUGGCCGCACGGGGGCGAGCUUGACAUCCUCGAGGCGCUCGGAGAGGACCGGAGCAAGGUCUCCUGGCAUUCCAGUCAAAGCUGCGUGUUGGGCCAUCCAGCCCGCUAUCUGGACCAGAAUCACAUGAACUACGAAUGUUCUACGGAUUACUUCCACAAGCCGCCGAAAAUGGGCUGCGCACCAACCGCAACGCACGCGAUGCGGACAGCAGCGCAGUGGUCUAGCUCCCCAGGUGUCUUUGCCGCGGAAAUGACCAGCGAGGGCAUCCGCGUGUUCUUCAUCCCGUCACUAGAGCUGCCGGAUUCUGGCCUCGACAUCGACCAGCCUGACCCGAGAGGAUGGCGUCGCUGGGAAAUCGGCGCCUUCCCGUUGGCUGCAUCGGAGGCGGCCACACCCGGGUCUUGCCCUGAUCCCGAGAGGCUCAACACCCCGCACCAGUUCAUCAUUAACACAGGGCUGUGCGGAGAUUGGCGAGAGUACCACGAGUCGAGGUGGCACUACGACUUCUGGCGAUGGCACCUGCCAUGCGCGGCGGCGACACACGGCACUGGCUGCACGAAUGGGAUUUUGCGGGGUCACAAUGACUGCUGCAUCAACUAUGCCGGCAGGAAAACCGUCUCUGUGCGAGCGCGUCGCCGCGUGCAGGAGAAGCAACGACUCGCCAACCGGCCUCUCGCUGUGUCUCCGCCGCCGCAACUCCGCCGCGGUCCGUCUGUGGGGUGGUUUGGGCAGCUGAGUACGAACUGCGGGAUGGCGUGCGGGCUUCUCCUUUUUGCUGUAUUCCUCGGUUGCCUGCCAUCCGUCGGCGGCACGGCAACCGUCCCCGUCAGCCGCACCGUCGUCCGCGGCCGCCACAUCCUCACGAGGAAGGAGUACCUCGACACCUUUGCUGGCGACACGGCUGGGUGGGCACAAUACAUGGAGGACCAGUACUUUGCCGAGCAGGGCGUGUCCCUCACGGCCGACGCCGAGGAGCGAGUCAGCAACAAGCCAGGGGAGACGCUCGGUCAGGCGAAGAGCCGGCUCUUCUUCAAUCGCGUCCGCAAACCAAACAUGCAUCCAACCGAGCUCAGCCAGGCCGCAAACCAGUCCCGAGUGCAGAGGAAGCGAGAGAGCCCUGAGCAGCGCGACAAGGGAAAGCGAGACGACCGCACACGGCGGCAGACCAAAAGGGCGAGGCAGGCUGCCGCUCGCCCCGCCCGCCGCGCCUCCGAAAUACUCAAUGGCUCGCUGCUGGUCGAGGGGAGCGACGUUGGCAAGCUCGCUCUCACAAAGGAAGAGCAGAGCACCUCCACCACGUGCGCUGGCUGUGGCGCCGAGCUGCUUCCAGGCGAGGUCACCUCGUCCAACCCUACUUACGGCUCCAUAUGCUGCAAGAAGAACAAGGUCUCGCUCCCGCCCAUCUGCAUGCCCUGUCCGGAAGUCACCAAAUUGUGGCACGAUGCUGAUGGCGUCGUCGGCAAGACACUUCGGAAGUUUGCCCGCGCCAUCAACAACACGCUAGCAUUCGCCUCGCAAAAGGUCAAGCGGCCGAACAAUCUUCCGGGCUCAAGCACGUGGAGUCCGACCGUCGUGAUCCAGGGCAGAGUCCACCACUUCAUCGGGUCCCUCGCUCCGAAUGACAACCAGUCGAAACAAUUCGUUCAGACGUACAUCAAUGACCCGUCCAUGAGCGAAUGCCAACAGAUCGACUAUCGAAUGGGCGCGAAUGUGUGCGGGCCGUCGACAUCGGCCGUCGAGACGGGCAACUCUCUCGAGGCGGGCAACUCUUCCGACGAGGACGCCUCUCACUGCGAGACGCUCGGGGCCGACGACUCCUCCGAUGCGUCCUACACCGACGGCGACUCCUCCAGCAUCGACUCCGAUGUCGGCGGCGCCUCCGACGAGGACAGCGACGCGUCUUGGUUGCCCUCCGACUAG
Messenger RNA from Emiliania huxleyi CCMP1516, 2865 nucleotides. RefSeq lists its product as hypothetical. The transcript is spliced from 7 exons. The record is from RefSeq and is a predicted model, not a curated record. Bases 1 to 2865 code for a protein of 954 amino acids. Gene Ontology annotation, biological process: mannosyl-inositol phosphorylceramide biosynthetic process. Lineage: Eukaryota; Haptophyta; Isochrysidales; Noelaerhabdaceae. Gene Ontology annotation, molecular function: mannosyltransferase activity.